GUGUAGGAAGAGAAGAACCUGCCUGCCUAUGGUCCCCUGCUGGCCUCUGUCCCCGCCUCCCAGCCUCGCACACCCGUAGGGGAAGCUGAGGCUCCCCUGCGGCUCCUGGCUCAGCCACACAUGCGGCUGCCUCUUCUCCAGCUGGGAUGUGGCUCUUACUCUCUCUGCUCUGCACAGCUGGCCUGGCUCCCCUGGCAGCCUUCAAUGUGGAUGUGUCCUGGGCCUGGCUCACACCCAAGGGAGCACCUUUUGUACUCAGCGUCCUUCUGCACCAAGACCCCAACACCAAGCAGACCUGGCUCCUGGUCACCAGCCCGAAAACCAACAGGACUUCAUGGCCCCUGCACCAGUGUUCGCUCAUUUACAAUGAAAUCCAGUGUCACCCAGUGGAGCACAUUUCCAUGCCCAAGGGGAGGCCCCAGCAAGUGACAGUGGUCCGGAACCACCAUGGCGUCUUGAUAUGCAUCCAAGUGCAGUCCAGAAAGUCUCAAAGCCUCAGCUCAGAGCUCACAGGCAAUUGCAGCUUGCUGACCCCUACCCUGCAUCCCCGGUCCCAGGCCUACUUCCAUAACCUUGAAAAUCACCUGGACCCAGAGGCGCAUGUGGACGAUGGAUAUUGCCAUCCAAAUGAAGAAGGCAGUGUAUGGAAGAAUGGGAGCCCAGCCAGGCAUCGCCGGGCACUGCGGCAGGCACAGGAGGAGGAGGAAGAAGAAGAGGAAGAAGCUGGCACCGAGAUCGCCAUCGUCCUGGAUGGUUCGGGAAGCAUUGACCCUCCAGACUUCCAGAGAGCCAAAGACUUCAUCUCCAACAUGAUGAGGAGCUUCUCUAAGUGUUUCGAGUGCAACUUCGCCCUGGUGCAGUAUGGGUUUGUCAUCCAGACCGAGUUUGACCUUCGGGACAGCCAGGAUAUAAUAGCCUCCCUUGCCAGGGUCCAGAACAUCACUCAAGUGAAGAAUGUCACCAAGACUGCCUCAGCCAUUCAGCAUGUCCUGGACAACAUCUUCACACCGAGCCAUGGCUCCAGAAAAAAGGCUUCCAAGGUCAUCGUAGUGCUCACUGAUGGGGAGACAUUCGAGGACCCCCUCAACCUCAACGAUGUCAUCAACUCGCCCCAGAUGCAGGGCAUCGAGCGCUUCGCCAUUGGGGUGGGAACUGCAUUUGACAAGGCCAAGACUGAACUGGAGCUGAAGCUGAUUGCCUCAGAGCCCGAUGAGACGCAUGCCUUCAAGGUAACCAACUACUCGGCCCUCGAUGGGCUGCUGAGCAGACUGCAACAGAGCAUCAUCCACACGGAAGGAGCAGCCGGAGAGGCCCUUCAUUUCCAGCUGGCACAGAUUGGCUUCAGCGCCCAGAUCCUGGAUGAGGAGCAGGUGCUGCUGGGCGCAGUUGGGGCCUUCAACUGGUCCGGGGGAGCUCUGAUCUACAAUAUGCGCAGCCGCCAGGGCCGCUUCCUGAACCAGACGACAGUGGACCCUGAGGAUGCUCAGUACAGCUACCUUGGUUACUCGAUGGCCGUGUUGCACAAGGCCUGUGGCCGUAUCUACUUGUCGGGUGCUCCGCGGCACAGGCAGCGUGGCGCAGUGUUUGAGCUCCGGAAGGACGCCUUCACGCAGGCCCUGAAAGGAGAGCAGAUGGGAUCCUAUUUCGGCUCAGAGCUGUGCCCAGUGGACAUCAACAUGGACGGGACCACAGACUUGCUGCUGGUGGCUGCUCCUUUUUACCACGUUCGUACAGAGGAAGGCAGAGUCUACGUGUACCGUCUGGGUGAGCAGGAUGGGUCCUUCUCCCUGACCCAUACGCUGAGCGGAUAUCCGGGGCCCACUGAUGCCCGCUUCGGCUUUGCUAUGGCAGCCGUGGGCGAUCUCAAUCAGGAUGAGCUCACAGACGUGGCCAUCGGGGCCCCCCUGGAGGGUAUUGGGACCGACAGGACAGCCAGCUUCGGCAGCGUGUACAUCUACAAUGGACAGUGGGACGGCCUCUCUGCCAGCCCCUCACAGUGUAUCAAGGCUUCCACAAUAGCCCAGCAACUUCAUUACUUCGGCAUGUCUGUGGCCGGUGGCUUAGAUUUCAAUAGUGACGGCCUUGUGGACGUCACUGUGGGCACGCUGGGCCAGGCGGUUGUCCUCCGCUCACGGCCCGUGACUCGUCUGAAUGCGUCUAUGACCUUCACCCCUAGCGCCCUGCCCAUCGGCUUCAAUGGGAGCGUGCGUGUGGAUUUGUGUUUUGAAAGCAGCGCCAAGCAGAGCCUUGGAGGGAUGACCUUGAACUUCCUACUGGAUGUGGACAUGCUGCAACCGAGGAAAAGGUUGCAGUGCUCAGGCAUGAGAGCCUGCUCGGGUAACAUAGAAUGGAAUGCAGGGUCCUCUCCCUGCAAGACCCUGAUGCUUGCCCCCGCUAACAAACAGCUCUGCGAGGAUGAUUGCUUUUCCAACAUCACCGUCAAUGUCAGCUACCACCUUCAGACUCACUGGAGACGGGGGAGCCAGCUCCACCCUAUCCUGGACCACUACACGGAGCCCUUCGCAAUCUUCCAGCUGCCCUACGAGAAGGACUGCAAGAACAAGCUGUUCUGUGUGGCCGAACUAGGGGUGGCCUCCACCAUCUCUGAGCAGGAGCUGGUGGUGGGUCUCACAAGGGAGUUGACCAUGAACAUUAGUCUCAGCAACACCGGGGAAGAUUCCUUCAUGACCAGCAUGACUUUGAGUUACCCCAGGAACUUACACUUUAAGAGGAUGCAAAAGCCGCCCUCUCCAGACAUCCAGUGCGAUGACCCUAAGCCGGUCGCUUCCGUCUUGAUCCUGAAGUGCAGGGUCGGUCACCCCAUACUCAGGAGGUCUUCUACAAACAUCUCAGUAACCUGGCAGCUCGAGGAGAACGCCUUUCCAAACAGGACAGCGGACAUCACUGUGACCCUGAGCAAUUCCAACGAACAAAGAUCUUCGGCCAGAUCUAGUCACACGCUCCAGUUCAAGCACGCCUUCGUAGCGGUUCUUCCCAAGCCAUCAGUGACGUACGUGAACACAAGCAGGGGGCUUUCCGAGCACAAGGACUUCCUCUUUAAUAUCCAUGGAGAAAAUCCCUUUGGAGCAGAGUACCAGUUGCAGAUUUGUGUCCCAGUCACAUUACAAGGUCUCCAGAUUGUAACACUGAAGACCCUGAACAAGACUCAGGUCAGUGCCUCCAAACUCAAACUCCAGCACGAUGAAGAGCUGGUCUUCCUCAAAGAAGUCAGGCCUGUCGUUGGCCGAGCCUUUCGUGGAGUGGUAGCGGUCCCAGGCUCUGAGCAGCAGGGCCGGGUAGGGGCCCUGCACGCAGUGCACCGAGUUGAGCCCGAUGAAGCCUUCGGUGCGGUUGCACGCCUCGGUGGACAGGAGGCUCAGUUCCUUAGAGAUGAUGAUUUCAGGCAGGAUUUCCUCAAAGGUUUUCUGGUGGGCCCCAUUGACCAAGUCGGGGCCUUCGAUGGCAACGAUCUUCAGGGCCACCGGCGUGUUGUGAUCCCCGAAAAUCUGAAAGACUUCCCCAAACACGCCUUCCCCGAUCUUCUCACAACGUUCCAGCUUGCCCGUGGGGAGGCAGUAGCUGAAGGGGAUGGGGCCUUCCUGGUUGCACUCCCAGUAGACCUUCUCGGCAUCGUGGGACUUUUUGUGCUGCACACGUCCGACGCGUCGGCCACGAUUUUCUUCUUGUGGAGGCCCAAGGAGGCCCUGAUUUUGGUCCAGGAGCAGGUGUUCCGUAGACGGGAUGCUGUCCCGUGGUCCCCACUGACCUCACGCUCAGAAUCCGCCGCGGGUCUCCCCGAGUCCGUGAGGCUCAACAGAGCUGACCUGAGGCUGGCCCGGGCUCGGAGGACCAUCCUGCUGAGCCGGCCUCCCGGCGCCGCCUCCUCCGGGGAGCUGGAGACUACGGCGGCGUCCCCGAAGAGGGAGGCGCUGGUGCCCAGCUCGUCGGCGUCCUGGCUGUCCAUGCUGACGUCGGGGCUGGGCAAGCCGGGGCGGCGGCCGGGGAACGCGGGCAGCCGGAGCUGGUCGCAGGGCGUGCUGCACUUCUGCGGGAGCCGAGCCCGCAGCCUCAGGCGUCUCGGGUCGGGGUCUGCGGGGUCAUCGGACGCAACCGACGACGACAGGCCGGUGCUGAGGCUCACUUCGCUGCUGCUGCUGCUGCUGAAGAAACGCUUCCAGUCCUCCGGCGGAAACCACGCCGCCGCCGCCCGGCCCGGGCUUCCCCCCCACUUCCCCACCCGAGGCUGUGCCUCGCCUCGCUCCGGGGACGCUUUCCCCGGGGUUGGAGCUUGGCUUGGGCUAAGGCAGACACAGCUUCUCUCGUGGGAGGGACGUUUGGAUGCCCCAGGUGUGAGCCAUUUCAGGCUGAGUAGAAAUGUUUGCUUCUCCAAGCACGUGCAAAAGUGGUAUUCCGUGAGCUGCGCCGUCUCCUCGGCCCGAGAAAAUGUGACCGUGGCUGCAGAGAUCGCCCUGGAGCCGGCGAAGCAGCUAGUAAGAGACAAAGAUAUCUCUGAACUGCAGCUGCUCGGGGCGAUAACCUUCAACAGAUCUCUCUACGAGGGGCUGAAUGCAGAGAACCACAGGACCCAGAUCACCGUCAUCUUCCUGCGGGAAGCGGCCCAGCCCUCCUUGGCGCUCAUCAUCGGGAGCAGCGUGGGCGGCCUGCUGCUCUUGCUGCUCAUCGUGGUUAUCCUCUUCAAGUGUGGCUUUUUCAAAAGGAAAUACCAGCAGCUGAACCUGGAGAGCAUGAGGAAGGUCCAGCUGAGGCCUGAGAGUCUGCUGCCCGAGGACGGUUAG
Ochotona princeps (American pika) is the source of this 4796-nucleotide messenger RNA. It is a transcript of the gene ITGAE, whose product is annotated as integrin subunit alpha E. The record is from RefSeq and is a predicted model, not a curated record. The coding region runs from base 147 to 4796 and encodes 1549 amino acids. NCBI's taxonomy places the organism in Eukaryota, Metazoa, Chordata, Mammalia, Lagomorpha, Ochotonidae. Gene Ontology annotation, molecular function: integrin binding. Gene Ontology annotation, cellular component: integrin complex; external side of plasma membrane. The transcript is spliced from 34 exons. Gene Ontology annotation, biological process: integrin-mediated signaling pathway; cell-cell adhesion; cell-matrix adhesion.